AAAAACCUGAUGUUUCCCUCUUUUUCUGCAACUUUAAUGAAACUUUAAUAAUUAUACAAGUGGAGUCUGCUCUUUUAUUACUUUUGCUGCUCUUCGCGUGUAAAAGUGAUACGAAAAAGUUAUACACCUAUACAGUAUUGCACUUGUAUGUCUUGUGCGAGUUAUCGGUUAUCAAAUUUAUUAUAUUUAAGAAAAAAUAGACAUUCGAAAAUGUCACCGCGUAAUUGAUUUUUCGGUAGAGUUAAUGUUUCCCCUCCAGCGCUGUACGCACGUUGUACUGGAAAUUUUUUGCGCAAACAGAGCACCUCACAUAAUACCUAUAAACAGAUACAGGUACAAAAAAGGGUACAUGUACCUCGGUACUUUACUUCGCUGACUAUUGGUUAUUCUUCUCGGACGGUUGCAACUACUCAAUUGUUACAUAACUGCAAACAUUUAUCGGAACAAAUAACCCGUUGAAAAAGAUAUUCACCUUUAACGGCUCUGCAGUACCGCUUUUACGGAAAUCUGAAUUUUCGGAAAUUGCGAUAAAUUGGGACAAGCUCGAUAUUAUAAAUUGCCCAACGUCGAUCGUUGUGGAUUUGUAUAGUUAUUGUUUUCGCUGACAACGAGACGCAUCUCUCGCACAGAAAAAUAUAUCGAUAGGGCCACACAUUGCGAGCGAUAUAGUACAAACGGCGUAGCGGAGACUAUAUUACAAAUAAUUGAAGGGUGUAUGUAUAGGCGAGGGUAUACGUGUAUCCGUUAUGUAACGAGGCGGGUAUUAUAUUAUGUAUUGAGUUUGCGCGGAGAUGUUGGUUUCGCUCGCCAGCUAUAUACCGACUCAGUACGUCACGAGAGAGUUAUAGCGACGCGUCUGCUGGGUUGCAUUUCUUAUACAUAUUACCAUUUGUUAUUCGAGGGUGAGCUUGAAGAAUUGACCGGAGUGUUGGCCACUACCGGAGGGGGAGCUUUGACGCUCGGGGGACGCCACAGGCCGGAAGAGUUGACUACGCUGGCUGCAACCACUCGGUUUUCACGCAAGGAAAUCCAGCUCAUCUACAGAGGAUUCAAGCAAGAGUGUCCUUCCGGUCUCGUGGACGAGGAAGCCUUCAAACAGAUCUUUUCCCAAUUCUUUCCCCAAGGAGAUGCGAGUCAAUACGCGCACUAUGUAUUCAAUACGAUGAAGCGCAAACAGUCCGGUAAAAUAAGCUUUGAGGAAUUUCUAACUAUUUUAUCAAAAGUAUCCCGUGGGUCGGUCGAAGAGAAACUCCAAUGGGUAUUUGGGCUCUAUGAUCUGGAUGGUGACGGGCUGAUUAGCAAAGACGAGAUGCUGGAUGUUGUUGGUUCGAUUUAUGAAAUGCUUGGACGAUACACGCAGCCCCAAUGCGCUGAGCCUCAAUUAGCGGCCCGGGAGCACGUCGAACGUAUAUUUCACUUAAUGGAUACAAAUAAGGAUGGUGUGGUGACAAUCGAGGAAUUGGUCCAGUGGUGUUCCAAAGAUGAGCAGCUUCUUCGCAGCUUGGACACCCUAGAUACAGUAUUGUGAAAUUACAUUUUCCUGUACUAAUUUUACCGUAUGCUCAGUAACAUCGUGAUAAAGUUUUUGUCGUUCUAAAAUUUUCUGCACAAAGGUUUCCUCGUACUCUGAUUUAAAAUAAUAUUGUCGCGAUAAUUUUCAUUCCAAAGGCCCGGGAAUUCUAUUUACCGUGGCCGCAGCCUUGUUCAAAGACAAUUUAAUGCAAGAAUUACAGCAUCUAGUGUCUUUCAAAUUCCCUGAAACACACAUUCCCUCAUUUUUGCUUGGAUGCGUUUUAUUUAAAUUCAGACAGCUGAUUGUUCCCGAGAAACCGAUAAAUAUGCUGCAGAAAACUUUACGAGCCUCUCCUGUAAAUAUUUUCCUACCCAGUCUUUCAAAUGUGCAAUUGCAUAAUUCCAGUAUUAUUAUUGUUACAUAAGCAUUAAUGAAUCCAAUGUGUUAGUCACUUUUUCAAUAUUUCAGUCGACGCAGUUUUAAUAAAGUGUCAAUGAAUUCUCAACGGUUUCUUGUGAGCCCGCAUCAAUGAAAUUUGGUACGUUCAAAAAAGUCGGAUCGAUUCGACCCAUAAAAUUUGCGACUGUAACUGGCACGAGUCUGUUACCAAGUAACACCGUCUGUUGAAUACGUCUAUGCAUGUUCAGUUCGACAAGUUUGAAGGAAAAGACAUUUUAUAACAGUCUUGUGGGUUUCCAAAAUAUCUUAACUGUACCUCCACCUCCGCCUUAUGGCUGUUUGAAAACUAUGCUUAAAAAAUUAUGCUGACUGAGAUCCUAUUGCAUUUCCACGUUCAAAGGUGUUAUCAUGUCAAACACUUGAAGUUAUACGCAUUGCUACAACCGAUUUAAAAUCACGAAUGAAACGAUCACGAACAUUACAAGAAUUUUUUCAACUAUCGAUCUGAUGCAUUUUCGAUCUCCUCUUCUCUAUUGUAGACAUUGAACAGAUCUAUUUGAAGGAUUUCAUGUUAGUGUUGUAUACUGACGUCCCGGGUAUAUAAUAUAUGUUGGCGUGGUCCGUAUUUAGAGCUCGAACGAAUUUUUCAACAGACGCCUCCUAAAUCGGCUCCAAAUAAUUCAAAAUCACGUGUAUUUUCAAUGGAAAACCUCAUCCUCCUGGUGAGAGGGAUUAGAGUUGAGGUAAGAAUCUGAAAAAUUGGAGUAUUGUUUUUAAUUAUGUGGAACCGGUUUGUGGGGCGUCUGGUAAAGAAUUCGUCCAGGCCCUAAACAAAGACCACCCUGAUAUUAUACACCUAUGAUUAAACUAUUACACUGUUAUAACUUGUGAGGCACCAGUCUUGUGGAUAUAAGUAUAUGUGUUCUUGUUUUUACUACGAUUCUUGAUUCGCAUUUAGGGUUAUAGCCAUGCGUAGUUAUGAUAUAGAAGCGAACUUUAUAGGAGUGAUAGAAAUUGUCUAGAACAGUUUAGAUUUAGCACUGACCAAGCAAACCGCUCUUUCGACAGGGCCUCGUGUGAUUCUCCUGUACCUUACUACUAUUUAAAUAAUUAAUCAUAGAUAUAAUAGAGUAUAUUUAUACAUAUAUACAUAUGUGUAUAUGUACAUGUAUAUUGUACGUGUAUAAAAUUAUAUACAUGCAUAUAUAAUAUGUAUAUACACACGGUUAUUAACUUGAAAUGUAUAAUUAGGUUUAAAAAUCGUAUUUGACAAAUCCGCUCGAAUUCUAUGACAUAAAUAUAUACCUAUAUAUGUAUAUAUAUAUAUAUACGUAAAAAAUUUCAGCAAUAUUAAUUAUAUGAUUGUUACGUCAAAUUGCUUUAUACCUCGUUACGCUUCCUCGGUUAUGAAUUUACACGUAAAAUGUCUUCGGUGCAUUUACAUUGUAUUGAAAAAUACACGGAUCAACGGUGAACAUGCCAUUUUCCGUAUUUUCUAGCAUAUGGCACCGUAUAUUAUGCACAAAUCAGACGGAUAUUAUAAUUUAAAAUAUUUUCAUAAAUUUAAUAUGUUACAAAAAUGAAAUAAGUUACAUGCACAAAAAGUACAUCCGUAUAGCAGUGCCACAAAAGCAACGAAAUGUAUAAUGUGCCAUUAAUUUCUCUCUAUGAAUUCACCUAUUUGUCUUUCAACGAGAUGCAAUUCUGUUGUUAUUCGCUCAAAAGUCACAUGGUACUGUACAAUUGAUGCAGAUGAAGUGUAAGGUUGGAAUUUUUCACAUUUACUUCCGGAGGCACCAUAAUACAAAUUAUUGACUUCUGCACUGACUGAAAUACUUUACACAUUACGUAAUAUCAAGCGUUGUAAGUGUUGCCACAAUUAUAAACUUUGAGAAAUAAAUUUACCAAAUAAACAUUUCAAAGCGUUGUUGAUACUUAUGAAUUAUCCAUCGAUAAUCUAAUACUCCGAGUGCCAAUCAGUUACCGUACGUAUCAUCACUAGGCCAACUACAUUACCAUGACUUCACGAGCAGUUAUUCAUAGCUGUAUAAUCUCCAGUCUUUAAAUAAACAUAUUACUUACGGUUCACUAAUAAUAUUCUUUUCCCUGCUAUUCGAAUGUUCAAAAGUAACUUCAGGGACUUUUUAAUAUCGUAUUAUACGGCUGUAUACUUUGUAUUUGUAAAUAAAAAACAAGUUGCUAUUGUGCAUAAU
Molecule: messenger RNA, 4125 nt
Organism: Neodiprion fabricii
Lineage: Eukaryota; Metazoa; Arthropoda; Insecta; Hymenoptera; Diprionidae
Product: Kv channel-interacting protein 2-like
Exons: 5
Coding region: 716-1528 (270 amino acids)
Molecular function (GO): calcium ion binding
Source: RefSeq, a predicted model, not a curated record